Molecule: messenger RNA, 1867 nt
Organism: Daphnia magna
Lineage: Eukaryota; Metazoa; Arthropoda; Branchiopoda; Diplostraca; Daphniidae
Exons: 4
Coding region: 107-1756 (549 amino acids)
Source: RefSeq, a predicted model, not a curated record
CCGAAAAGGCUGGCUGAGGCAAGUGUGUGUGCGCACGUAUAUACCUGAAGCCACUGUACUCUAUGCUUUCAGUUUAGUUUGGAGGGUGUCCUCCUGCCGCCAAGUCAUGACCCGUCGUACUUUUAACCAGUUAACUUCGAUCAUGCCUAGAAUUUCGCGAAAUGUUGUUAUUCUAUUCGGCAUCGGCCUUUCGAUUUUGACAGUGUGGGCAGACAUCAACGGACAGCCCGAUUUGAAUCGAACACAAGUGACAUUAGAUGCGCAACCGCUUAAAGACAACGCUACCGAAGUACCAGUCACCUGCGAGUGUCAAUUCUUCGUCCAAUCGUGGAAAACAUCUCACAUGAUCCGGUUACCUAUGAGUAUGCAACCUGUCCGAGUCAACUCGAGUUUCCAGUCAUCGAACAAGGAUUCGUGUGUACUUCUUUGUCGAAACCAGCUGCCUCCUCCACCCGAAAACGAGAAUGAAUCCAACUGGACACGAAUUUUCAAAGGCGCUUGCCAGACGUUGAUCGCAAAUGAAUUCACUACCCGUCAAUCUGAACAGUCGAGUACCGGAAAUGACAUUGAGCCUAUCCGUGGUUGCUUGCAAGCAUAUGCUCGAUCAGCCCACACACGAACCUGGGUGCCGAUGGGCCUUGAAUACCGCAAACUUCUUUCUUGUACUCGUCCGCGCCGUCGACGGAGCUUGCCGGAGGGACGAAAAUUGUCGAACGUUCAAAGUUCGCUGAACAGCGUCGACGCCCAAAGCGCCGUGAUAGCUACGUCAUCCGGAAUAACUGUCCGCCCGCCGGAGGAUUCACAGAAGAAGCCAGCAAGUCAAGAGACGAACACUUCGCCAUUGAGGAUGGUUUUGAAACGGUUUGGACUUUUCGGUCCGGUCAUCGAGAGCUUGGUUGACAUGUUCGAUGGUGGGGCAUGGCGUGAAUUGCUCAACAAUUUCCAGUUGGGUUCUUACGUCGAUCGUUAUCAACGCCUUGCCGUCGACUAUGCCGAGGAAAUGGAUGCUGGCCACUGUUUCUUCGAAUACUUGACCUACAACAUUUUCAAUCACCGUUUCGCACAGAGAACUUCGUGGCCCGGUAGCCGCGGGCUUGAGGAUGACGCUGUCGGAUUCGUGACGAACGCGGUCACCAAUUUCCUCAAGAGCGAAAAUGCCUCGGAAGUAAUUAGUUCGCUGUUUUCCAUGAUCCCCCGACCUGCGAUACGCGAUGAAGUAUCGAACACGUUAAACCAGCAAUCCGCACCGGAUGUACAAGAAGUGGCCAUGUCCAUCGCGCGCUUUUACCUGCGCAACUAUUUCAGUACUCUGUCCGGUAGCAAAGUUCGAGUGGACGAACAAGAUCCUACCAACAAUCCCGAUAGUUUGGCCGACAUGAUCGAACAGGUCAGCCGACCAGUUUUCCUUUCUAUCUUUGGUGUUGUACCAGGUGUUCCAGCAUCAGGGAAACUGGAUCAUCUCCUCUUGAUGAGCUCUAAACCAGAGGUGUCUGAGAUCGGAUUGAAGCCACCGGAAUUUAGAAACAAACUCGUCCCGGAACCUGUUCGUACUUCCAGUAGCUUAUUGCCUCCAUUAACACUCACCACUGGAAAUUCGUUUUUCGAUUUCGGGAAUAAUAUUGUGUCGACGUUCCAGCGAGCCUCUGACGCAACUCACGGCCUCUAUUGUGUCAAGCAAUACACCGUUAACAAGAUGUGGGACUUCUUUCGCGGAUCGAUGCGUAGAAUGAUGAGAGCUAUUCCUAAUGUUGGAUAAUAUUCCUUGCCAAUCUUUUGGUUUUUAAGUUAUUUCGAUUGUCUAUUACUGUAUUGUUUUAUUUAUGCAUCUGUUCCUUAUAUUUAUGUCUAAUACAACGUGUCGCGAUUA